AUGCAUUUCUCAACUUUCAUUCCUGCUAUUCUUCUACUACCCUACACCACUCAAGCUCUCACCUACUGGCUAGACAAAAGUUGUGUUCCAAGAAAACCGCUCGAAGCACCCAACAGUACACCUGUAUCUGGAGAUGGUAUUCAUCGCUGGGAUGUGCUUUUUGAUGAACUCAGAGCUGUUGGAAAAAAUGCAAAGGAUCGUUUGACGAAUGCAAGACGCGAUCCAGAUUUUACUAGGGCAUUCAAUGUUCUUUUUAGACAAGAUACCCGGAAUUCCAAUAACGUGGUUGAUCAAGAUGGACAGGCGGUACUAGCGCUGAGAAAAUAUUUCAUGGCUCUAGAGGGAAUGAGACAUGAGGAGGUUCAGGUCAAUGCUGAUCUUAGGUUUUAUUGUGAUAAUGAUGCACGCUGGGUGCAAAAAACAGGAGGAUGGAGAAACGGGAUGGAAAGAAAAUGCUCAGAUAAUAAGAAUCAUUUAUCGACACCAAAACUCUAUUGCAAGGAUGCUGGUGUGAGUGCCAUUACAUAUAUCGAUUAUCUGGGACAAGACAGACCAGUUGUACAACCAGGUACACCGAAGACAAAUCAUAACCUAAAUCGUGCAACAAUCACUCUUUGCGACCACGCAUUCAACAAAUUAGACGCACAAGCAGACCCUAGAUCGAACAAGUUAGCUCGAUAUCUAUUUUCCGAUAUUCCGGAGAAUUUCGACUAUGCAGAUGUGCAUUUGAAUCCUAGACCUAUCGACUUCAUCACAUCUACUUUCAACGCAUUGUUAUUACAUGAAAUAUCGCAUACUAGACCAUUUUUGACUGAGGAUGUGGAAUUGGAUGUCGCCAGGAAGAAUGCAGAAAGUUUCAUGUAUUUAGCCAUCAUCUCAAUGUUCCAAGAUCGCAAUUUUGUACUCGAUAGGAGGGCUCCGGCCAAUGGGUAUCUGGAUAAGGAAGAUGAUGUUCAUAAACCGACGGGUUAA
This is a messenger RNA of Botrytis byssoidea, 972 nucleotides long. RefSeq lists its product as uncharacterized. Lineage: Eukaryota; Fungi; Ascomycota; Leotiomycetes; Helotiales; Sclerotiniaceae. The record is from RefSeq and is a predicted model, not a curated record. Bases 1 to 972 code for a protein of 323 amino acids. The transcript has 8 exons.